AAUGCGCCGCUAAUUGCGUGCUCAAAGGUUCACGUUGCGCGAGUGUUGGCUAAGUUCGAAUUGUUAAGGGGAUCCGCCAGAGAGACGAUGUGUUGACAGUAUCAACGGGGCGUAUCUAUCGAAUCAAACGCGAUCCGCAGGAAAAGGUGGACCCGAGCUGUGUGUGGCGUCGUGAAUUGCGCGGUUUUGUGCCUCUAGUUAAUCGCUCCCCUAGGUGAUAAGUGCACAGCAGAAUGACGGCAGAAUCGCUGAAGCCAUUCCUUAAUGCGCCGAACGAACUGAAAACGCAAUGUGCGCAAAAAUCCUCGCCCAAGUGUUUGCUGACCGCUCUGGGAUGCGCCUUCGUGGCGAUCCUCUGUUGCACGCUAAUUGGUGUGGAGAUCUGGCAUUUAAACAUGACCGAGGCUCUGCAGCAGGAAGUCGAAGACCUGAAGGUGCAGCUGAAGGAGCUGAACUCGAUGCAGCGAGCGGGUGACUUCAACGAUUAUGAGUUUGAUAACGAACUGUUCGACAACCCCGACGAGUACGAAACCGGAUACGAGUCACACUUUGACGGCGUGCUGUCGGAGAGCGCCGAGGACGGUAUGGACGCGACCGAGAUGCUGGACAGUGGCAGCAGCAGCCGAGCCCUUCGAGAAGAGGAUGAGGAGGGGGAAGAGGAAGCGCUUGGUGGCCGUCCGGAGGAGGUCCCAGAAGGGCCCCGGGAGGAUGAAGAAGAUCUCCACUUUGACGACGGUGUCGAGGACAUCAGCGUGUCGGUUUCGGAGGCCAACGGUAAGCGCCGAAUUCGGUCCAUUUCCGGUCUCACGCAACAGGGUGUUCCGAUUGUGGACGAACCGUACGUACCGCGCCGGAACCGUUCCCGGCGGCCACACCGGAUCUUCGAGCAGAUGCGUCAGCGGCCGGAAGAGCUGGUCACACCACCGCCUUCGGUCGAAAUGUUCCGCUGGGACGUCGAUGGCAGUUCCAGGAAACCAGCAUCCCAUCACGCAUCCUCGCAGCAGCAGUACGGAUCGAUCAGCAUCCGGCCGUUCCAUCACUCGGUUCACGGCCGCUUGGAUCAGUACAGCACCACUCCGGCCCCGGAGGAGGUUCCCGUUUCCUCGACCGCUCGGCAUCAUUCUCGACACUCUGGACUCUCUUCGACGAAAGCACCGGCACUGGUCCUCAAUCGGCACAGCCGUGUUCAGGUGACCGGAGAUGUGACGAGAGCACAGCUGCAACAACAACGCUUCCCGAAGGUGGUUGGCAAUCCAGGGACCCAAAAUGAGGUCGUAAUGAAACCCGAACGGCGUAUGCGGCUCCGGCAACGCAAGACUGGAUUGCUUCGGCAAGAUGGCGAACCCAGGGCAAGGUCCGUGCACCUGGUGCAGGUCGACACCAACACUGGCCACCACCUGAUGCGCCUGAAGCACUGGGUAGCGAAGGAUGAGUCGAGUAAGCAGUCGAUCGCUGCUCGCCUGUUCCGGUUCAACGGCGAGGAGCUAGAGAUUAACGAUCCCGGCAUUUACUACGUCUACGCACAGAUCACGUACGACAACGAACACGACAUCAACGGGUUCCACAUGCUGGUCAACGGCGAGAGUCACAUCGCGUGCUCGGUUCAGGCUCGGCAUGGCAACACCAUCAGCACCUGCCACACGGCCGGCUUGCUCGAGGUUUCGGGCGAAAAUGGUGUGAAAAUUGUCAUCGAGGACUUCGCCUACGGCCGCCAGUUCCUCCGGUACCCGGAGAAAACGUUCUUCGGCGCAUUCAAGAUAGGCAACUUGCCGCCGCACGCGAACAGGAAACACUCCAAGCAGUAGUCCUUCGUGGCGGUGGCCGCGCCCGUAUUUUAAUGCAACCAUACACAUGCUCGAAGCUGUAUUGCACCGUACCUGUAGUUCUAGUGAUAAACCGACGGCGGACGGAUGGUUCACAGACCCCCGAUAUUGUAUAGCUCGUCGGGGACCUAUGGUUAAUAUGUUUGAAGCAACAUUAUCUACCCAUUUUCCCAGCAUUUUGGAUUGUUUUCGCGCGAUUGAUUGGAUCGGUGUAUUUAUUUUUCUUACUAAAACCUCAGCCGCCGGGUCCAGCCGGACAGAUGAUUCUGAUUAGUGUUUGCUUGACCUGCUACCUCCGACUCCGAGGGCACAUUUAUCGCUCUAUGCAUGAAAAAAAACGGCACAAAAUCAUUUUGUGAUAUUUUUAUAGCAAGCCCCCGCAUCGAUCGACCCUGGAGCGGAUUGCGGCCCCAAAGUGCCGUCGAGUGGUUGCGCGGAUCGAUCGUUUCUGUGAAGAAUGAUGGCGGAGCGUUUGCCCUGCAAGUUUCGAGAAAAUAAAGA
Molecule: messenger RNA, 2324 nt
Organism: Anopheles bellator
Lineage: Eukaryota; Metazoa; Arthropoda; Insecta; Diptera; Culicidae
Gene: egr
Exons: 7
Coding region: 234-1805 (523 amino acids)
Biological process (GO): immune response
Cellular component (GO): membrane
Molecular function (GO): receptor ligand activity; tumor necrosis factor receptor binding
Source: RefSeq, a predicted model, not a curated record